AUGCUGAACAGUGUUCGUAUUACGCCUCCAGCGGCCGACGCAGAGGUAUCAGACCUAAGCGAGUGCGCAUUGGACGAGGCCUUUAAACGCGAAGCCGACAACAUCAACACACUCGUCCCCAUGGGAACGGGAGUGUCUGUGAUGGCUCAGUCUCUCUUCGAUAAUUUCUAUAAACAACUCCCCAAGGAUACGAGGUGGUACAAUGAUGGCAGCGGACAAGACAUAAUCGUGCUCGGAGUCCGAGUACGGUAUCCCUAUAACAGUGACUGCUGCGAACCUUUAGAUCAACUGGGCCACAAGAGUCUCCGCAGAAUCCGGGACAUGGUCUCCAACUUCGCCCCCAAGAAACCGUAG
Molecule: messenger RNA, 354 nt
Organism: Gregarina niphandrodes
Lineage: Eukaryota; Apicomplexa; Conoidasida; Eugregarinorida; Gregarinidae
Product: anticodon-binding domain protein
Exons: 2
Coding region: 1-354 (117 amino acids)
Source: RefSeq, a predicted model, not a curated record